Molecule: messenger RNA, 1437 nt
Organism: Rosa rugosa (rugosa rose)
Lineage: Eukaryota; Viridiplantae; Streptophyta; Magnoliopsida; Rosales; Rosaceae
Exons: 7
Coding region: 1-1260 (419 amino acids)
Source: RefSeq, a predicted model, not a curated record
AUGUCUGAGUUUUUGACUUCAAGUGGAUCUAAUUCUUCAAACAACAAUGGUUCCUCAUCGCAGUCAUCCUAUAGGUCUACUAAUCCACCUCCUACACCCCCACCACCUCCACCCCCACUGCCUCCACCCCCACCGCCUCCUUCUGCACCUUCUCCUCCAAUAUUACCUCUUCCAUCUCUAGAAGCUGAAGCACAAUCUGCUACCUUUAUUACUAGAGGUCACAAUAAAGGUAUCCCAGAGUGGAAUACUGGAGUUAAAAUCAAGAUUAUGUUUGAUUCUAACUUCCAACCUAUUGGAGAAAGAGCUACACAGCUAAAGUCACAAUUGGGGCAAAUUGUACGCGAUGGCCAGAGGAUUCCACUAACAUUACUUGACUGGAAGGCUGUUGGACCUGAUGUGAAAGAGGGAAUAUGGAAAGAGGUUCAGCAAAAUCUGCUUGAUGUUCCAGAAGGAUAUAAACAUGUGUGUCUUAGAUGUUGCAAUACACUGUGGAAGGAUCACAAGAGCAAAACCAAAGUCAACUACUUUCAGAAAAACAGAGAUAAUCCAAAUCUAAGUUCUCUAGUUCCGCCACAUAUUGUAGCAGAGCAGUGGAAUGAGCUCAUUGCUUAUUGGAAUAGUGAAGAUGCAAAGCUGAUAGCAACACGAAAUUCUAUCAAUCGGGAGCAGCAUGGACCAGUUCAUAGUACUGGUCGAAAACAUUUCGCCCAGCUGCGAUAUGAGAUGGAACAAAGUGGAGAACAAACCGAUAAGAUGAGUGUGUGGAAAAAAGCACGCAACCAAUCAAAUGCAGAUGUUGCCCAAGUCACUGAGGAAUAUGACAAGAAAUUGCUAAUGGAACCUGAGGACCAGCGAGAACUUAGGGCUGUAAAAGAUCGAAUAUUCCAUGAAUUGCUUGGGGAAGAUGGUCAUGGUUAUUGUCGUACCUAUGGUUCUACCGUGCCUCGCAGUUUGGUGUAUCCACAGGAAUCAAUGCCUUCUCAUAACACCAAUGACCUCAUACAGAAAAUAACUGAAGAGGUUACAGAGAAAGUGAAAGAGGCUUUCACAAGGAAGAUGCAGGACCAAUUAGAUAUGCUUCAAGCUCGGAUUAACUUUUUAGAGAGCAAUGAUGGGCAAAACAGAAAUCCAUGUGGACAGGUUCAAGAUGCAACCAGUGGCCAUGAAGUUAGAAGGGAGUCCAUAGGAGAAGGAGUUCAUCCACAUUCAACUAGUAAUCAAGAAAUUGAGCAUGCUCCAGUACUCACCAAGCCCCUCUAGUUAAUGAUAACUAGUAUUGUGGUCAAGGAUGCUUUUGAACAAUAUUAAGUUUGGCAAUGUUUCCUUUAAGUUAUCUAGUAUGGUAGGAUCUUAUAAUUAUGAAAUGUGGUUGGUUUGGUUUGUACUUGGUAAUGAAGUAUAACUUGGCACUUAUCUUUUGAUUAUAUAAUUUCAGUU